Messenger RNA from Colletotrichum graminicola M1.001, 1236 nucleotides. RefSeq names its product calcineurin-like phosphoesterase. NCBI's taxonomy places the organism in Eukaryota, Fungi, Ascomycota, Sordariomycetes, Glomerellales, Glomerellaceae. Gene Ontology annotation, molecular function: hydrolase activity, acting on ester bonds. The transcript has 2 exons. The record is from RefSeq and is a predicted model, not a curated record. Bases 1 to 1236 code for a protein of 411 amino acids. Gene Ontology annotation, cellular component: cytoplasm.
AUGGCAGCCGAAGUUGUAGCCAGAUUUUGCAUGCUCGCGGUCUCUGUAACGGGGCUUUCAGACCAGUUCCCAUCACUGUGUCGGCGGCAGAGCAAUAACAAAGCUUCAGGGCCGUUGAGCUUUAGCAACGACGGCACUUUCAAAAUAUCCAUCUUUGAAGACCUUCACUUUGGAGAGAAUGCCUGGGAGGCAUGGGGGCCUGCGGCGGACAUCAAGACUGUCAAGGUUAUCAAAAAGGUGCUCGACGAUGCCAAGCCGGACCUGGUGGUGUUGAACGGCGACCUCAUUACCGGCGACAACGCGUACUUGGAAAACGCCACGUUUGUCCUCGACCAGCUUGUCAAACCAAUGGUCGACCGCGGCCUCCCCUGGGCCAGCACCUAUGGUAACCACGACUACCAACUGAACUUGACAGGAAGCGACAUCCUCGCGAGAGAGAAACAAUGGCCCAACUCCCGUACGCAAAAGAUGGUCUCCGACGGCAACUCGGGCGUCUCCAACUAUUACCUCCCGGUCUACCCCUCCGAUUGCGUCAAGGACGAUUGCACGCCCGAGGUCAUUCUCUGGUUCUUCGACAGCAGAGGCGGCUUUCAGUAUAUGCAGACCAAGCCUGACAGGUCGACGGCGCUGGUUGGACAGCAGAACUGGGUCGACGAGAGCGUGGUCAACUGGUUCAAGUCGAAGAACUCGGACCUCAACAAGCAGCAUAACAAGGACAUUCCUGGCGUCGCCUUUGUGCACAUCCCGCCCAAAGCCUCAAAGGCCAUACAAUCGCAAGGGAUCGACCCGGAGAAGAACCCCGGUAUCAACGACGACAGCCCGCUGUCGCACCAGGCCGAGGGCUGGUGCAAAGACGGCAGCCAGAAGGGCAGCUGCGACUACGGCGGCCAAGACGUCGCGUUCAUGAAGGCGGUCGCCGAGAGCCCUGGGAUGACGGGCGUCUUCAGCGGCCACGACCACGGCAACAGCUGGUGCACCAAGUGGAAAGGCAAGGUCGGGGAUGUCGCGAUCGACGGCAAGGGCGUGAAUCUGUGUUUCGGCCAGCGUACCGGCUACGGCGGGUACGGCACGUGGAUUCGCGGUUCGAGGCAGCUCGUCUUGACGCGGGACAUGUUGGCCAGGGGCGAGCUCGACACUUCCAUCCGAUUGGAAUCCGGCGACGUUGUGGGCUCGGUGACAUUGAACUCUACUUACGGCGAUGACAAGUACCCUGUCACCCCCGAUGAUAGGACUUGA